AUGCCCCACUACCGCAAGACAUCCGAGAUCCUGGCCGAGCUAAGGCAGAUGGACCAAGUGCCGUCAGCAGCGGCCCACCAGAAGCGCUCGGCGUCGGUCAGCCACAUUGUCCUCCCAUCGACCUGGACCCGCACCAGCACCCCGUCGCAGGCGGCGGGGCAUAAGAAGAAGGACCUCGCCCUCGAUCGCUGCGCCACCUCGUCGUCGUCGCACAGCAUCGCCUCGUCCUCUGGCGCCUCGUUCUCGUCGUUUGCAUCUCGGUCCUUUCGUCGGCUGAGGAGAAAGCCAUCGCUCCAAGACGCAUCAGCAUCAUCAGCACCGCCCGCUCCCUCUUCCUCGUCGCUCCGCCACCUCGCCAGUACCUCGAGCCUGAGCUCCGCGUUCUUUGGCCAUCCCUCGCUCCCCUCGUACCCGCCCUCGCCGUCAUCAUCUUCGUCAGCGUCGAGGACGCCCUCAAUCUCGUCGUCGACGGCAACAAUGACGCCGUCCUCCAGCAGCGGCCGCUCGUUCGCCUCGCGACGGGCAAAGCACAUCCCCGACGACAUCGUCAUCAUCUCGCGCACCUCGAAUACGGCGACGAGCGCCUCGUCGAGCCUCUCCGCGUCGCCCGAGUUUACCAACCCCUUCGGUCCGCAGGCGGGUGCAGCGCCGACUGUGUUCGAGCUGGUACCCGGCACCCAUCGCCUCCAAGCCGCCGCCGCAGCAGCAGCCGCGGCGGCAUCCGCGACGAGGGCGCGCCACGGCUCCUCGGAAACGGACCGGUCCGAGUGCCCAUCGCUCUACAUGGACUCGUCGUCGGACUCGGCGUCGUCGAGCUGCGGCAUCUCGACGUUUGGCGAGCUGGUCGACGCCUUUCCCGCCUCGUUGCAGCCUUCGCUCAUCAUCAUCCCCGAAGGGCAGCGCGAUGACAGCGUCCGCAAAAACGACGGCGAUGACGACUUAGAGGCGCGCAUCGAGUCUUCGUCGCUGCCGCCGACACCCAUCACGCCCCACUUUCUCGGCCUCACCUGCUCGUUCCCAACGCCACCGGACCGUCGCACGCCGCUGCCCAUGACCGAGGAGACGCUCAAGCGCCUCGAGGACGUCAAGCGCAUCCCCACCGCCACGCCGGCCGCCGUGCACGUCGAGCAGGCCAGCGAGCCGGGCCCGCGAAGAGCCCUGGAGCUCUUUGCCGGCGAAGCCCGCGACUUUGUCGGCUCCGCCGUCCCACCCAAAGCUUGGCAGAACGCCGCCGGGCCGCAACCCGUCGCAGUCCACUUCUUCGACCUACUCUAG
Molecule: messenger RNA, 1275 nt
Organism: Pseudozyma flocculosa PF-1
Lineage: Eukaryota; Fungi; Basidiomycota; Ustilaginomycetes; Ustilaginales; Ustilaginaceae
Exons: 1
Coding region: 1-1275 (424 amino acids)
Source: RefSeq, a predicted model, not a curated record